AUGGCAGAGUCGGAAGUUUGUGUUGCCACGGCCGGAAUCAGUGUUAGUCGCUUCGGAUCUGACGCACAAGUCAAGCACUCGAGCAAAAGAUACAUCGCAGCGGUGAAGGUCCCGGUGGCCACCGGCUUGCAAGAAUCAUACCGCCCAGACCGAAUUCUUUGCUUUCCGUUCGAUCAACUCCGAGUUGACACGCAGACCACCGACCCCAUGGCUUUGAAUCUUUCUUCCCGAGCGGCCAGGACCGCCUGCGCUGCAUCCAAAUUUGCCGCUCGCCCAAUUGUGGGAGUCCUCCCAUCCCGCACCUUCGCAACCUCCUCCCCGGAGGAGUCCAGUCAACAAGAGAAGCCCCGAUGGUCCUACACUCCCGCGGCCGCAAAGGCCCCGUUCAGUCUGCACCUUGACUCCAAGCGCCCGACCUUCCACGUCAACGCAGACCCGCAACUGCUCGACCGAUUCUACAUCCGCUUGUUCGGCAAUGGCGGCGACAAACUCCUCUCCGAUGAGACCAAGUGGUUGGCGGUGACACAUAAGAGUUUCGACCAAGGGCGUCGCGGAUUCAACGAUCGAUUGGCCUUCUUGGGAAAACGCAUUGUGCAGCUGCAAGCAUCGCUGGCUUUGGCGCAGGAUGCUCCAUACGCAGGCGCCGCACCGGCAGAGAGCAAGGACGAGUUUGGUCGCGUGCCGUUCAGCCACCCGGCUCUGGAUGGAUUGAACAACCUCUCUGGUGAAACCAAGAAGAUCCUCACCGAGCGGUCGAAGCUUGCUGAGCUUGGAAACAAGUACGAGUUGCAGAAGGUUCUCCGAUGGAGUCCCAGAAAGCCUAACGACCUCCGUGCCUCCGGUAUUGAGCUCGUUCUCGCGCAUACCAUGUACGCUAUUGUCGGCGCUGUUUCGUUAGAGAAGGGAGGUGUCGUUGCUACUAAGGUGGCUCGUGAGCGGAUACUUGAACCUCUGGGACUCAAGACGGUCUCGUAA
Messenger RNA from Penicillium expansum, 975 nucleotides. RefSeq names its product mitochondrial 54S ribosomal protein mL57. Gene Ontology annotation, cellular component: mitochondrial large ribosomal subunit. Gene Ontology annotation, biological process: RNA processing; mitochondrial translation. Lineage: Eukaryota; Fungi; Ascomycota; Eurotiomycetes; Eurotiales; Aspergillaceae. Gene Ontology annotation, molecular function: structural constituent of ribosome; ribonuclease III activity. Bases 1 to 975 code for a protein of 324 amino acids. The record is from RefSeq and is a predicted model, not a curated record. The transcript is spliced from 4 exons.